AUAGGGGAAGGGCGGGAAAGUCAUUUUCUGCUGUCAUUGAAGAUUCUCUUCCGUUGCCACAUAACUAGUGGGGGUGGCAGUUACAAUUGUUUAUUUAUUGUCAAUGAAAGGAGACUCUUUCAUUCCUACAUGUGCACCACUACUUUCCGUAGUCACAAGAACACAGGGUUCACGUGAUUCUCCUAGGCCUGGCGCCUUGGAUGUUUGUCCUUGUUGUUGUUUUCGUCCCAAGAGAAUUUAUUGUUUUAGCCGGAUGCGUUGGCUUUCACGUUAUCAACGACGGCUUUCUCCGUUUUCUUCUUUUGAAAGCUACAAGGAAGGGAACUUGGAAUGGACACAGUCUUGUCAGAAAGUGCCUUAUUCCCUCGAUUUACUUGGACCUACGCUUGAUUCUAGUAUAUUGCUGGAGUAUAUGCAACUCUCUUUGUGGAAAAUGUCGAACAGAAAGCAAACUUAUAUCGCGCCUUUUCUAGAAAGUAACUGGCGUUGUAUUUUUGGAAUUCACCGCGGCUCAUCCUUCAACAACCCAAACAUCUAUAUCUAUGCAAGUGGGCAACAGAACCUUGGAGAACUCUUUCACUCACGAACAAACGACUGGGCACUUGAAGAACAUUCUUUUUCAAAUAACAGAAACACCAAGAAACGUGUUUUGAUUCUCAUGUCUGAUACAGGUGGUGGACACCGUGCAAGUGCUGAAGCUCUUCGGGCUGCCUUUGACGACUUGUAUCCGGGUCAACUGGAUACUAUGAUAGUGGAUUUAUGGACUCAAAUUGUGAAGGGUCCUUUCCGAAAUUUGCCGAAACAAUAUAUGUUUCUGCAAAGAAACCCAACGUUGUGGAAACUAACUUGGUUUUAUGGUGUAUUUCCUCUUUCCAGAUGUAUCACAGAAGAGUUUUCUUAUUGGAUAGCGCAUGAGCGAGUGAAAAAGGCCUUUUUAAUGUACAGACCAGAUAUCAUAGUAUCAGUGCAUCCUCUUUGUCAAACGUUGCCUUUGAGAGUUUUGAAGGAUAUGGGUAUUCGUGAGAGGAUUCCGUUCGUGACUGUUGUAACUGAUCUUGGAAGUGCUCAUCCUCUUUGGUUUCAUAAAGAUGUGGAUAUUUGCUUUGUUCCGACUAGUCGAGUUCGCGAUAUUGCAAGAAGAUGUGGCGUCAGUAUCCAUAAAAUUAGACAAUAUGGUUUGCCUGUUCGUCCUGCAUUCUGGAAGGAAAAUAGAGACAAACUUGCUGUUCGAAAUGAAUUGGGUCUCGAACAGAUUCCUACCAUAUUGAUAGUAGGUGGAGGUGAUGGCAUGUCAGGUGUGGGUAGAAUUGCACGAGCACUGGCUUGUCGUCUUAGUGAAGAGUUUGCCAGUGCGCAAUUGGUCAUUAUUUGUGGAAGAAAUACUGCUUUGCAACAAGAACUUUCAAGAAUGCGAUGGCCGUUACCUGUAUAUGUCAAAGGUUUUGUGAACAAUAUGAGUGAGUGGAUGGCCGCAAGUGACUGUAUAGUUACUAAAGCAGGCCCGGGUACAAUUGCAGAAGCUCUCAUACGUGGUUUGCCUAUUUUUCUUUAUGGAUUCUUACCUGGCCAAGAAGCGGGAAAUGUUCCUUUUGUAGUAGAAAACGGAGUGGGUUUUUUUGAAAGUGAUCCUAUGAGACUUGCCAAUCGAGUAAUCCAGUUAUUCAGAGAACAGUCCCAUUUGGUUCAGAUGUCAGUACAAGCCAAGAAUGUUGGAAGACCAUUAGCUACUUAUCAAAUAGCUGGAGAUAUUUGUGAUUUAUUAUGGUUACAAAGAACAAAGCCUCCCAUUAGUUCACCAUUGGAGGUUUCUUAACAGUUUAUUUUGGGGAAACAAUGAAUUGACCAAGGAAAAUAAAUAAGCCAUUUACUACGUCCAAUGAAAGCCCAUUUUCGGAU
Molecule: messenger RNA, 1896 nt
Organism: Galdieria sulphuraria
Lineage: Eukaryota; Rhodophyta; Bangiophyceae; Galdieriales; Galdieriaceae
Product: 1,2-diacylglycerol 3-beta-galactosyltransferase
Exons: 7
Coding region: 104-1813 (569 amino acids)
Biological process (GO): glycolipid biosynthetic process
Molecular function (GO): hexosyltransferase activity
Source: RefSeq, a predicted model, not a curated record